Meriones unguiculatus (Mongolian gerbil) is the source of this 3765-nucleotide messenger RNA. RefSeq names its product glycine-N-acyltransferase like 3 (gene Glyatl3). Gene Ontology annotation, molecular function: glycine N-acyltransferase activity. The record is from RefSeq and is a predicted model, not a curated record. The coding region runs from base 2052 to 2912 and encodes 286 amino acids. The transcript has 5 exons. Lineage: Eukaryota; Metazoa; Chordata; Mammalia; Rodentia; Muridae. Gene Ontology annotation, cellular component: mitochondrion.
UUAAAAUAAACAAAUUGUUUAUUCAGUAUGUAUUAUUCAUCGGCUCUCAUUGAACUGGUCAGUAAUACAGACUGAACAAUGCUUACCUAACAUGUCUUUUCUGGCCAGACACCCUUUGCACUUAGGAAUAUCUAAGCGGUGUUUAUGCACUAUGCCUAGGAGACUUUUCAAACAUUUUAAUUGCUUGACAGUUUCAUAUAUUUACAUCAUGAGCUAUAUAUUUCUUUUCACUCCUAUUGCCUGCUAUUCCUCCCCACCCCACCCCCUUCCCCUUCCUUUCCCACUGGAACCCUUCUUAACAAGUUCUGCUCCUUCUUUUGUGUAAUUUUUUGUGUGUGGCUACUACAAUUAAUUAGAGUUUCUAGCCCUUUAUCAUGGAUGGGAGGUUAUUCGCUAUAGCAAGAGCCACUUACCAGUAACUACACUACUGAAUAUCCUCUCUUAACAACUGUUAAUUACCAACAAUCUAUCAGAGAGAUUUGAAGCCUCUCAUGUCCCAUCCAUGAUGAAAUGUUGACAGACCCAAUCUUGUGCCAACAAGCAGAGCUGCAGUGGGCCUAUGUAUGCAACAUCCAUGUCAUGUCAAGAAAACAUCUUUUGUUUCGCAUCUCCCAUCCUCUGGGUCUUUCUUCCUGGCCCUGCUUCUAGAUAUUCCCUGAGCCUUGAAGAGAGUAAUAUAGAGAUGUCCCUUUUAGGACCAAGCACUCUUGGUUCUUAUCUUCAUAUUUUUCAAUUUAUUUAUUCCAUUAUUUUUCAUAUUUAUUCAUUACAAUUCAUUCACUGUGUAUCCCCACUGCAGCCCUCUCAUCUCCUCCCAAUCCCACUCACCCUCCCUUUUCUCCCUUAUGCCCUUUCCCUAGUCCCCUGAUAGGGUAGGACCUCCUCCCCUUCUAUCUGAUCCUAGCUUAUUAGGUCUCAUCAAGGCUGGCUGCAUCAUCUUCCUCAAAACGGCCAACAAAAAUCACCAAAGUAUUUUUUUACCAAAGUAUUUUUUAAUUAAGUAAAUAAGAGCACUAAAUGGUGACACUUGUUAACAACCUAAGAAGUUAAAUAGGACAAUAAAGUUCUCUGUUGAGCAUUAACUGGAAAUGUGUGUCAGGAGAUAGUUUUGCAUUGCUCUUUGCACAUCCACAGAUAAAUGCCACAACAUUCCCAGUAUUGAUUUGGUGAUUACAAAUAAAGCCUAAUUAGAAAGCAGGUGGUCAUCACAAUCAGAAUCUAAGAAUAAAAUAAGUUAUAUCUGCAGGAUCAUAUUUUAAGUUGAUAGACCAACCAUUCUCUUGGUUCUAUUCCUUUUUUUUUUAAUCUUAUUUUCCAUUUGCCUGAAUUAUUAAUUUCAACUUAACUGUUCUGUGUAGAUUUUACCUGUUUUCAAAAAAAAUGUUUCACAACACUUAGGGAAUGAUAAGCUAGUGGGUAGUUUCAUUUUAUCCUUCAAUUAAGAGACAGUGAAGAGUUCAGGACCAACCAAAGGUAAAGUUUGUUGUCAAGCAUUACAGUUCCUUCAGUAGAAGAGGGCCCUCCCAGAGCUAGGGAGGCCAUUGUCUCUAGAGGAGUUUGGGUUUUUAUUUGGGCUCACAAUGUGGAACCUGGUUAUUUUUCUUUCCUCCUGUCUUCAUUGGUCCAUGGGUGUCUAUAGUUCUCUUCUGUAACAGGGAACUUAUAUGGUAGGUGGUCUAAAGGAAAUCUACAAACCAGAUGGGCCCUUUUUUCUUGUGCCUGAUAAGCUAUAUGAGAGAGACUAACUGAAAAAAAAAAAAAAAGGGCAUGUGAACUUAUAAUUCUUACAAGUUCCCUACUGGAAACGAUAAGAUCAUAGUGGAUGUAUAGCCCCCUCUAUAAAGGAUUGGGUCUAUUGAUCUCCAUUUCCACAUAUUCACUGGUUUACCUUCCUACCUUCCAUUUCCUUCCUCUUCAAAGGAAGUGUCAGUGUUAUACCAAAAGAAAGCAUCAUCACAAGCAUAUUCCCAAGUAGAAAUGUGAAUAGACAAAAAUUAAAUGUUUCUCUUCAAGUUUCUAGUUAGGUGCGGAAAUACAUAACUUUGGAGACAAUGUUGGUGCUAAACUGCUCCACCAAAUUACUCACUCUGGAGAAAAUGUUGAAGAGUCACUUUCCUGAAUCACUCAAGGUUUAUGGAGCAGUGAUGAACAUAAACCGUGGGAAUCCCUUUCAAAAGGAAGUAGUAGUGGAUUCAUGGCCAGACUUCAAAGCUGUCAUCACCCGGCGACAGAGAGAGGCUGAGACAGAUAACCUUGACCAUUACACUAAUGCAUAUGCUGUGUUCUACAAAGACGUCAGAGCUUACCAACAGCUACUGAAAGAAAAUGAUGUUAUUAACUGGGACCAAGUUUUUCAAAUACAAGGGCUUCAAAGUGAAAUAUAUGCUAUUUCCAAAGCUGUUGCCAGUUCAAAGCUGUUAGAUUUGGAUAUAAAGCUAACUUCCUUCAAGGCUGUCCAAUUUUCUCCUGUUUCAUCUGUGCCAGACCACAGCUUCCUAACUGGGCCUUCCCCGAGACUGACCUACCUGAGUGUUACAGAUGCUGAUCUACUCAACCGGACUUGGUCACGUGGGGGCAACCAGCAGUGCCUGCACUACAUAGCCAAACUCAUCGCCUGCUUUCCCAGCGUGUGUGUGCGUGAUGAGAAGGGAAACCCAGUGUCCUGGAGUAUCACAGACCAAUUUGCCACUAUGUGCCAUGGCUACACCCUGCCUGACCACCGCAGGAAAGGUUACAGCCGACUGGUGGCCCUCACGCUGGCCAGGAAGUUGCAAAGCCGGGGAUUCCCCUCCCAGGGAAACGUCCUGGAUGACAACACGGCCUCAAUAAACCUCCUGAAGAGUGUCCACGCCGAGUUCUUGCCCUGUCGUUUCCACAGACUUAUUCUCACCCCUGCCGCUUUCUCUAGAUAAACUCACCUUUAGCUCGGAAAACCUCCAAGAAUGUUCUUACUUUGCCAGAAUAUUCACCCUCAUUUAGCUACCAGUGAGGUCCAAAUUAAACCAAGAGAAGCCCGUGUCGUUGAAAAAGAUCUGAAACAGGCAAGCAAGAUCACCCUGAGAACCGAUUUCCACCAUCAAGAACUUUGGGGGCUGGCCUUCCUGUAGCCGUGUCUCAGAAAAGAGGGUGUGUGUCCUCUUACGGAUCUUCCGUUGGGAAAGGUUUUCAAGCACCCCUGUUGUUGGCUUAGUGUUAGAAAGACUUGAGAAUAAAUGAUUUAAACUGGGGUCAUUGCCCUUCCGCUCCAUAGCCUGCAAUUACACCAGCCCCUCCUGCUGUAAAAUCCGCCCGCUCACAGCUGGAUGUCUGAUCCACUUGUCUAAGCUCUCCGUAGGGGACCAGCCAGUUUUCCCUUUCAAUGGCUGGCUGCUGGUGCUGAAAGACUGCGGGAUUAAGCUGUAGUUCUUCCUGGGAGUGUUCUCACAGGUUCCUGCCUACCAGAGUCACCGGAAGGAGAGGUUGCAGCUCGGGUGCCAGCCCCUUCUCCAGAACCCCUGUCUCAGUGAGCACUUCGGAGGGCCUAAGAAAUUGCAUUUCCCAGUUUUUCCCUCUCAUUUGCCUGGACAGCUCUCAUCAGAAGACCAGACCUGACCCAUGAACAGUUCCAGCCACCUGGAUUAUAAUCCACUUUUUAUGAACAUCUGAAAUUUACAUGUGGGUGUAUACAGAUUGUAAAACAUAUUUUCUGUAGGCAAAUGUUUAUAAUUCUAGAAUUUUUAUGUUACACUAAAUUUUAAUCCUUUUAUUAUACAAAGAAAUUUGAGA